This is a messenger RNA of Beta vulgaris subsp. vulgaris (sugar beet), 2321 nucleotides long. Its product is annotated as importin subunit alpha-1. Bases 185 to 1765 code for a protein of 526 amino acids. Gene Ontology annotation, biological process: NLS-bearing protein import into nucleus. NCBI's taxonomy places the organism in Eukaryota, Viridiplantae, Streptophyta, Magnoliopsida, Caryophyllales, Amaranthaceae. The transcript has 12 exons. Gene Ontology annotation, cellular component: nucleus; cytoplasm. The record is from RefSeq and is a predicted model, not a curated record. Gene Ontology annotation, molecular function: nuclear import signal receptor activity; protein binding.
AUUAGCAUUAGCAAUCAACACGAAAUAUCGAUUAGUAUAUCUUAAACUCCACCCAAUUGAAAACGACGGUUUAAAUUAAAAAUCCCCCUAAAAACACACACUCAUUUUCUCUCUCACACCUCACCUCCAAACCCUUUCUCUCUCUCUUCGCUCUUGCUUUGAUUGAUCGAAUUCGACUAAAACGAUGUCGUUAAGGCCAAAUGCUAGGACGGAAGUUCGCCGGAAUCGGUACAAAGUCACCGUCGACGCAGAUGAAGGUCGUCGGCGUAGAGAAGAUAAUAUGGUGGAGAUCCGAAAGAGUAAGAGAGAAGAAAGUUUGCUUAAAAAGCGUCGCGAAGGUCUUCAAGUUCAGCAGCCAUUUGCUCCGCCUCUUCAUACUUCUACUGUUGAGAAGAAGCUAGAGAGUCUGCCUAAUAUGGUAGCUGGGGUUUGUUCUGACAAUAAUCAAAUGCAGUUGGAGGCCACUACACAGUUCCGUAAAUUGCUUUCAAUAGAAAGAAGUCCGCCGAUUGAGGAAGUUAUAGAGGCUGGAGUUGUUCCCCGCUUUGUGGAAUUUCUGCAGAGGGAGGAUUAUCCACAGCUACAGUUUGAGGCUGCAUGGGCUCUCACAAACAUUGCGUCAGGGACCUCGGAGAAUACCAAGGUGGUAAUUGAUCAUGGGGCUGUUCCGAUUUUUGUGAAGCUUCUUGCUUCUCCUAGUGAUGAUGUUCGUGAGCAGGCAGUGUGGGCUCUGGGUAAUGUUGCUGGUGACUCUCCUAGAUGCCGGGAUCUAGUUCUGAGCAGUGGUGCGUUAAUUCCACUGCUUGCUCAGCUAAAUGAGCAUUCCAAGCUUUCAAUGCUUAGAAAUGCCACAUGGACUUUAUCAAAUUUUUGCAGAGGAAAGCCACAGCCACCUUUUGACCAGGUGAAGCCAGCUCUUCCUGCCCUUGAGCGUCUUGUUCAUUCAAAUGAUGAAGAAGUGUUGACAGAUGCAUGCUGGGCACUUUCUUAUUUAUCAGAUGGACCAAAUGACAAGAUUCAAACUGUGAUAGAGGCAGGUGUAUGCCCUCGAUUGGUGGAGCUCCUCAUGCAUCCAGCUCCAUCAGUUCUGAUUCCUGCCCUUCGUACAGUUGGCAAUAUUGUCACUGGAGAUGAUGUACAAACACAGUUUAUCAUCACCAAUGGUGCAUUGCCAUGCCUUUUGAACUUGUUGACUCUGAAUCACAAAAAGAGCAUUAAGAAGGAAGCUUGUUGGACAAUAUCAAACAUUACAGCUGGAAAUAAGGAACAGAUACAGGCUGUUGUUGAAGCUGGUUUGAUUGGUCCCCUAGUCAACUUGCUUCAAACUGCGGAAUUCGACAUCAAGAAAGAAGCUGCUUGGGCGAUAUCUAAUGCUACAUCUGGUGGAUCUCAAGAGCAAAUAAAGUACCUAGUGAAUCAGGGGUGCAUAAAGCCAUUAUGUGAUCUACUUGUGUGCCCUGAUCCAAGGAUCAUCACUGUCUGUCUUGAAGGGCUGGAGAACAUCCUGAAGGUAGGUGAAGCAGAGAAGAGUUUGGGCAGUACUGGAGAUGUUAAUUACUAUGCCCAGUUGAUAGAUGAAGCUGAGGGAUUGGAAAAGAUAGAAAAUUUACAAAGUCAUGAUAACAAUGAGAUCUAUGAGAAGGCGGUGAAAAUUCUUGAAACAUAUUGGUUAGAGGAAGAGGAAGAGACCGUACCAUCAGGUGAUCAAGCUGGGUUCCAGAUGUGGAGCAAUGAAGGUCCCUCUGGCGGUUUUAAGUUUGGCUGAAGGAUUCAGAUAGAUGGGUGCAUGAAGUUGCAGUAUGUUGAAGUCCACAUCGGGUUUCAGACUCUAGCUUGACAUAAGGUGAACUUUGAAGUCCAGCUCUGCUCAAGCUGGGUUUGGUGUCAAUAGUAUGGGUUGGUAUCAGUGGUUAAAGAGGUGUCGCGAGCGGGUUUGUCAAUGGUGAAUGUGGUCUUGUUUGGCGUCCCUCCGUGUAUUUUUACCCUUCAGUUAGGGGUUUUAUGUCGAAAUAUUGAAUUUUUUACCGGGUCGGUGUUUCUUUUGGGGGGUUUUGUUGGGGUGGUGGAGGGGUGAUAUGGGGAGUUUACUUAUGUUGAAGGGGGUUUAUGUAGUCAGUGACUCAUUGUUUGCAUGUUCAAAUUUCAAUAGCAUCAUUAUUAGUAGUUUUUAUCCCAGAGACUCGAGAGUCCAGGAAAUAUAUGUUUUCUACUGUAGUUCAUCCUGAUAUUCUUGUUACAUUUCAAGUAAAUAUGGAGAAAUUUCCAAAAAUGGAGAUGAAUGCACGAAAGUUGAGACAGGAAAUAUACAUAUGUUUAUAUCA